CGACACGUCUUCUACCUCUGGCACCACUGGAGACGGGACCACGACCACCACAAUGGCCAGGGCUGUGGCAGGGAGUCUCCCCAGCUGAACCACACCGACGCUGGACUGAGCAGCCACCCUCACACAGCCUCCCCUAGAGGAGUGGGUCUAGACAGGGUGGAGAGCAGGAACGGACAGGCUCAGGAGGGUCAGGAUGCCAUGGAGGUGGACGGGGUCGGGGUCCAGGACCCCCGCGACACCAAGCGUCUGAAGAGGGGUCCCCCUGGCCCCUGCCCCCCCGCCCUGCCCUCAGAGCACGUUUUCGUAGCCAGCGUCCUGGAAGACUGCCGCUCCCCCGAGCAGGGAUGCUUCGCCCUUGCAUACAGGAAGUGGCUAGACUCUGUGAUUGGUCAGUGAGAGAUUGACGGACAAGAUCAUUGGUCAGUGAGAGGAGACACUUCCUACACCACUGGAGAUGGGUUACAGUUUAAAGUUGCCCACUGGCACAGAUCUAGGAUCAGCUUACUCUCACCCAACCCCUAACCUUAACCAUUAGGGCAAGAACUGCAAAAUACUGUCCCUAGAUCAGUGUCUAGUGGCUGGUAACAUUAUGCUAGUCUUGAAGGCUUGGGAAGGGGGCUGGGGGAUCUCUGAUAGGUCAAGUUGUUUGUGGCCCCUCCCACCCUCCCGUCUUCCUGGAAAUGCCUGUACUCUGAUUCGUCGGCAGAGCUUUGUCUGAGCCAAUCCCCCUUCAGAAUGGAAAUCUGAGUGCGGCUCUGCUCUAAGUCGUUCCACCUCAAAAAGCACAAGAAAGAGGACCACCAGAUUGUUCUGAAAUUGUUUCUGUAGUAGUAAGAGGAGAUAGGAUUAGCAUUCCUGUAACAUUAUUUUGUUGAAAUAUAAUUUGAUCUCUGAGAUAUUAAGCUAAUUGAUUGCAUCCAAAUUGACCAUUUUAAUUUAUAGGAUUCAGAUAAUAGUCAGCAAAUAUAGUACCCAACAUCCGAUUUGGACCAAACAUCUUCCUACCAAUGCGUCCCCAGAAAAUUGUCAAAGGCCCACGGACCCCCUACACCCCAUGCCAAUCCCACCCCAACAACCAGUAUACAGUAUCAGUUCUCUAUGUUUGACAAGUAGUAUGAAGCUGUGGCUUGGAGUAUUGCUUCUCCAUACUAUGUAAUAUAUUCGCUGCGCAUCUGGUAAUGUUCCCCCCCCCCCCCCCCGUUCAGAGAAAUUAGUAAUUCAAGUCGCUUGCAUUAUUUACAUUAGACGGGUUGGUUGUUUAGCAACAAAAGUGACGCGUGCCCAACUAUGGGGAUAAACAGACGGGGUUGGCUUAGAUUGUUGACAACAUGUAAACUAUGUUUGUCUCCAAAUGUUUGUUGAACACAUAAAUACAUUUGCACAAUGAGCACCUGUUGACUCUCAAAUACAUUGUUACAGUUGUUAGAUAGCUAGCUUGCGAAUUUGAGCCAUAUUAGCAUUGACAUGAAAUAAGUCAAAACACCUCAAAACAAGACAUGGUCUCAAGAACAAAAUAUAACUAGCUGAAAUGAGACACCUACGAUUCCCCACGUGGCAGUUUCUUGUCAUUGUUGCUAGUUAUCUCACCGUUUCAGAAUCAUUGCAAAGCAUGGCUUCCGGCCACAACGAUGCGUUAUCAGCCAACCAGUCUAUAAAGUAGUGUGAAAGUAACUGGUUUUUACCACUAAAUGCCGCUGUUGCUGCUAUACCGCCACUCUUUUAUCAAUUUUGCUGGUCUCUUAUGUAUAUUAAAUACAUCACUACAUUGGGUAGAAACCAAUAGAUUUGUCUCAUUAUGAAAAUAAAUGGUGUGGUCAUCCUCACAAUUCAAGCCAAUCCUUCAUGAAAGCAAUUCAGUUUGUCCUAAUAGCAACUUAAUGCUGAAAACCAACUCUCCUUGAAUAGUCUAACAAGUGGCUGCUCUCUGAGAGGGCUAUCCCAAUGCAAUUCUCAUAUGAAGACUUUUCCUACAAGCCCAAAUCUUGAUGGAGAAAUUGACUAGGGACUAAAAUGUUGUGACAGCCCUAAUAAAGUAAUUAAUUGCAUGGCAGUCUUAUGUGUUUCAAUAAAAUGAUCAGGAAACAGCUCUAUAUGUAUUGUGAUUAGUGACAUUUACCAUUAAACCCAACGCAACCCAAUACCAUUACAAUUGCAAAGAACUAUACAGUGUGUGUUUGGGACUUUUACCAUUGAAGACCAUUAGAGAGCAUAACAUUGAAACCAUUAGAACAGCUGUAGCCUAAUGGUUUGCUUGUUCACCAGGAAUGGUCUAACAGUAACUAAUCCAGACCUUUUUUGAAGGGAAUAAACCACAAACAAAGGGGCAAUUUCCUGGACACAGAUUAAGCGUAAAAGGAGGAGGACUGGCUUGAAUUGUGAGGAUGAUCACACAAUUUAUUUAAUCAUGAGACAAAUAUAUUGGAUUUCUACCCAAAGUUGCAAAGAAAAUGUUGUGAUUAUAAUAAACACAAGAGACCAGCAAAAUGCAUGAGUGUGGCAGUAUAGCAGGAACAGUGGCAUCUAGUGGUCAACACCUAGUACGUUCACACUACUUUAUGGUAAUAAUGCAAACGACUUCUAUACUAUCAGGGGGGAAAAAACAUCACCAGUUUCAUAGGGAAUACAUUACAUAGUGUGGAAAUAUUCAAAGCCGCAGCUUCAUACUACUUGUCAAACAUGGAGAACUGAUACUGAAUACUGGUUGUUGGGGUGGGAUUGGUGUGGGGGGUGCGUGGGUGGCUUUUUCAUUUGGGGGGGGGGGGAUUCCUCAUGUCUUACUCAUUGGUAGGAAGAAGUUUGGUCCACAUCGGAUGUUGGGUAAUAUAUUUAUUGAAUACUUUCUGAAUUUGGGUGCAAUUAAUUAGCCUAAUUUCUCCAAGAUAAAAUAAAAUGUUAACAAAAGAAUGUUUCAGAAAUACCUAUCUUACCUGUUUCUUACUACAGAAACAUUUGAGAACAAUCUGAGAUGGUGGGUGUCAUAGCUUGCUGAAAUAACAUGGAACGACUUCUCUGGAAGAGUAUGGCUCGUAUGGUCUGUUAGUAGCUUAGUUCAGGUACCUCAAUACCUCAGGUCUCUCUCAAUGUUAGGGACUAGAACAACAAUUCUGUCAACCUAUUCUGUCUAUCGUUUUAGUUUUUUCACUUAAGAGAUUCAUUCAUCCUGUUUGUUUCGUUUGUCUUCCACUAACUAAAUGUAUUGUAGCAGAAUAGGUUAAGUGAAGCUCCCAUGGUUACAGGAGGCUAUUCAUCACAAAUGUUGUUGUUAUCAAGUAAACUCUGCAGAAUUAAACUACUGACUAUAGUGAGAUGAGCAGUGCAGCAAAUAAUUAAUUGUCAACAUACAAAAACAAAGAACAAAAAACUAGGGAAGCCAUUAUAUGCCGAUACCGAUAUAUCGUGCAUCCCUACGGACAACUAAACAACAUUUAGACUGAGCACAACCAUGAACCAAUGAAACUCAUGUUUUAGCUCUCAGAGAAAUUAAAGUAUUUCGCAUGGAGAGAGGAAAGCAAAUCAAAUCUAGCUGAGAGAAUCAGUUCUAGUUGAUCCAGGUUUCUUCAUACCUGGCUGUGAAAAAUCGCUAUUUAUCAACUACCAGGCAUACCAGGCAUGGUCUGAGUCACUUCAAUUAUAGAGAUGUGCUCGAUUGUAAAGAAAUGACUGCAAGCACAUUCUACAAAUUCAAAUGUCCUCAGAAGGUUCUCCUGAAGUACCUAGCCCUCGAGUCUAUCAAUGAGAACGAUUACAGCACUGUAUGUAAGCACAGCUGGUAAGUAGGCUGUGUCACUGCUUUCCUUUUUCUUCAAGAACUUGGCGCUAGCCUUGUCCAAGAUCUGUUUGUGCUUUUGCCUACCACAUUGUCAUUGUCAAGCAUAACAUUUUGCAUGACAAUUCCAUAAGGUGUUGACAAGCCGGCAGAAACAGACUGGCACCAAGGCUAACUUGGCACCACAACCUCUAUUUCCAUUCUGAGGGGGAACUAGUAUCAGUAUCAGACUUGUGAACCUUGUAGGUUUUAUAAUCCCCCCCUGAUCUGAUCAUCACACUGGUUGCAUCCCAAAUGACACCCUAUUCCCUUUAUAGCACACUAUUACCCAUAGGGCUCUGGUCAAAAGUAGUGCACUAUAUAGGGAAUAGGGUGCCAUUUGCGACACACACAUCGACUCUCCUCUGAGACUCUCCUGGAGUGGUUGUUGCUGCUAUAUAUUUUUUCUCUGUUCUGUUUGUUUUGUCCUCUUAGUGGUACUUACUCUUAGUGAUACCUGGGCUUGUAUUCACAAAGUUUCUCAGUGGAGCACAGGUGGGAGGAAGUUCAGGUGGGUCCGUUACCAUUGAGAGGGCAGAUACGCGUGUGAACAACAGGCAUAAAUCCAAUAUAACGUUUUUUUCAAAGUUGUGAAAUGCCACUUGCGUCCACGUAUAUCAGUGCAUUUGUAACAACCUAACCAUUUCGAAAACUAAUAUUCGAUCAAUUAAGCUUCAAGUAGCAAAUUAGCAAUUCAAUGUUUUGUUGACCAAAUUCGACACUCUCAUUGAUCUCCAUACAAAAUGUCCUCACUUCGUGGUCUUAUUUUCGUGGACAGAUUUUGGGUGGAGUAAACCCUCUCUCUUCGCUUCUUCCUCUGCCACUGUAGACUAUACAGCGGUAACUUGCCACUACGGCCGCCCAGAUUGGCUCGCUUGUGGGCGUGCAGGCAGCAUAUAGCAGCAUGUUCGGUUGUGCGUCAAGAAUUGAGCAUAGCAAAUUUGUAUGAAGGUUAAAUGGGUAAAUAGUUUAAUCCAUUCUCCGUUUCAUGUAUUUAUUCACAGGUAAAUAGUAAUUGAAGCUUGCUCUCUAAAAACUUCCAAACGAUCAAAACCAUUCAUUUUGAGACGGGGGUGAAAUCCAAAGUUGUGCUAUAUAUUCAUAAAUAUUGAUACAUUACUAGCUCAAACACUUUUAAUUUGGAAAAAUGACAAGUGGGUGAUGGUGAUUUAAAAUCUUUAAAAGUGUUGGGAGAAAAAAAGCAUACAUUGUCCCCCCCCCCCCCCGUAAUCUGAUAGUGAGGCAGUACAAUGAGUCACAUUGUAAAGUGGUGGGUGACGCGCUGAUAUCCUGUUGCCUGCACUUGAAUAGUGAAUGGGAGGCACGCUUCAAUUACCAGUUGAGAAAUAAAAAUAGUAGCUAUUUUAAUUGUGCACAAAACUGUUUUUAACACACGAUUGCAUUUAGAAUUGUUGCACAAGGAAUGGGCUUAUAAAGCAUUCUUUUCUUUUCCCGCUCAAAAUAUGCUGACUAAUGAAAAUACACACAAUUUAAUUCCACUAAAUUAUGAAAAUUAACCUAUAGACCCAUAAGCAUGACGGUCAAAUGUAUCGACUAAUAUUUCCAUCAAUUAGUUAUUUUGCUAUGGGAUUUUCUUCUCCCGGCGGGAUCCGUUUUCUAUAUCGGCAUUUAUCAGCCAAUUGCCGGCUAACAGAAACCCUGACACACACACACAGACAGAGAAGGCAGCUAAGACUGAUCCAGCUCAGAGAGGCCCAGCUCAUGCGCUCCAUCGGCAGCCGAUUUUAAUUUAGAAUGGAAAAUGAAUGUUUAUGCAACAAAUGUUAGAGCAUCUUAUCGCACUGAAUCUUUUCAAACUAAAACGUUCCGUUCCUGUAUCGUAUCCGAGCCCAUGUAUCUAGAUAAAUAUAGAAUUGAAAUUGAAAGGGAAAGAUGCACAUCCCUACUCUUUAUGACUACAGGCCCUGGUUGAUGGGCCCGCAUUAUUGCUCAACAAUAGUCCCACAUCUGUUUGUUCUCUUGUCUACUCCAUCGCUGUCCUUGUCAAUCCAAACAAUGUUUUUGUUUGGCAUGACAAUGAGUGACAAGGAGUCAACAUGACAGCACAACUAUAUAUACACCUUUCUCAUCAGAUGGGUAGGGCUGCAUAUUAAGCCCAUAACAGUGCUGUUGGCUAUUUAGACGUAGCAGUCUUGAUUGCCUGGGAUAUCUAAUAGUAAACAAAUUAUUACUACCAACCAUAUUUAUAUCUAGUCAUUCAAGUCAUUUUUGGUUAUCUAUAUACAAAAGUAUGUGGACACUCCUUCAAAUUAGUGGAUUCUGUUAUUUGAGCUUCACCCGUUGUUGACAGGUGUAUAAAAUUGAGCACACCGCCAUGCAACCUCCAUAGACAAACAUUAGCAGUAGAAUGGCCUUACUGAAGAGCUCAGUGACAUUCAACGUGGCACAGUCAUAGGAUGCCACCUUUCCAACAAGUCAGUUCGUCAACUUUCUGCCCUGCUAGAGCUGCCCCGGUCAACUGUAAGUGCUGUUAUUGUGAAGUGGAAAUGUCUAGGAGCAACAACGGCUCAGCCGCGAAGUGGUAGGCCAUAUAAGCUCACAGAACGGGACCGCAGAGUGCUGAAGCGCGUAGCACGUAAAAAUCAUCUGUCCUCGGUUGCAACACUCACUACAGAGUUCCAAACUGCCUCUGUGAGCAACGUCAGCACAAUAACUGUUUGUCGGGAGCUUCAUGAAAUGGGUUUCCAUGGCCGAGCAGCCGCACACAAGCCUAAGAUCGCCAUGUGCAAUGCCAAGUGUCGGGUGGAGUUGUGUAAAGCCAUUGGACUCUGGAGCAGUGGAAACUCAUUCUCUGGAGUGAUGAAUCACGCCUCACCAUCUGGCAGUCCGAUGGAUUAAUCUUGGUUUGGCGGAUGCCAGGAGAACACUACCUGCCCGAAUGCAUAGUGCCAACUGUAAAAUGGAAGGCCUUCCCAGAAGAGUGGAGGCUGUUAUAGCAGCAAAAGCGGGGACCAACUCAAUAUUAAUGCCUAUGAUUUUGGAAUGAGUUAUUCGACGAGCAGGUGUCCACAUAUUUUUGGUCAUGUAGUGUAUGUAACCGGCAGUAACAGGCCUGAAUGCCUCUCAUUCAACACUACAUUCAAAAUGGCCGCUUUUCUUUGGGCCCAACAGAAUCAAGGGCGAGGCAACUGCUCUCAUUCUGUGUUUUUAAUGUUUCAGUGUUUCUUCUUCCCUAGAGAGUAACUUGGCUCCCACUAAGUUGACAGCUUUUCAGUCCAGAGGGGUAUACUACACAGUAGGAUCAAUGAGUUAGCCAGCUAACUUCAAUAAACAACCCAAAAUAACUAUUGAUUUUCUGGUCCAUUAAGAAAGCUAAACAUAGAUAUGUGUUGCUGUUGACUAAUUUAGACCAUGCAUGUUUCAAACUUAUCUUUGUAAAAAUUUAAAAUAAAAAAUAGUUUGGCAAGUUAGCUGGCUAACUCAUUGAUCCUGCUUUGUUGAAUACCCCUCGUAUCUCACAGACCCACCUGAUCUGGGUAUUAUAGGCGUAUGAUUUAAAGCUGGUUGUCAUUAGGAGUCAGUGAAAGCAUUGUGUAGGAAGAGUUUAUUUUAUGCUUACAGCACUGUCUCCAUAGAAAUAGGAUUCAUGGAUAGAAUUAAUUAUAUUUAUAUAACUGUCUCUCAGUUCAACACAUAAAGGGAUCGUUUGGGAUUUUGACAAUGAAGCCCUUCAUCUACUUCCUCGGAGUCAGACGUACUUGUGGAUACCAUUUUUAUGUCUAGGCGUCCAGUAUGAAGGAAGUUAGGGGUAGUUUCAUGAGACAAUGCUAACUAACGUUUGCGCAAUGACUGGAAGUCUACAGGAACGGCUAGCACUGCUGACGGUAGUUAGCAACUUCCUUCAAACUGAACGCAGAGACAAAAAAAUUGUAUCCACGAGUUCAAAUGACUGGGGAAGUAGACAUUGCCAAAAUACUGAACUAUCCCUUUAAAGGAUUAUACACAUUAAGAGAUGUUUUUGUUUUUGAUCCAUUCUCUGCUGGUUCUUCUCAACCUACAGUAUAUACUUGAGGUAUUCAAUCAAACACUGAGCUAGGGCUCCUGUUAUAAGUAUUGUAAUCAGAUAAUAGGUCACUCUAGGGUUAACUAUGGUAAAUACGGUAUAAAGACUAUCUUUUGGCAGUGUUACAAUGAUACUUGUUACAUUAUCUCUAGGUUAAUCAUCUAAGUUUGUGUUUUAUAAGCAUGACAUCACAUUCCCUAACCUGUAUAUUCACAGAACAUAUCUAUAGACUGACACAUACUCACACGGUACAUAUUUAGGUAGGGUUACAUUUUGUAAGAAAGGGCCCCUGUUCUGUACCUUUUGUAAAUGUAAUUUGUUCAGUUGCACAAACCACUAUAAGCUUUUAUAGGGGAGCAGCUCUGAUGAACGUUGGGCUCCUUCUGUAUGAUUUUCUUAAAGGUGCCAUCUGGGAUAUUUGUAGCCGUUUUUGUAAUUAACAUUUCCCAGCCCCAUCUCAGUUUAAUGGGAUAGUUCACACAAAUUACUAAAUGAAACAUUGGUUUCCUUACCCUGUAAGCAGUCUAUGGACAAGGUAUGACAGCAGUCCAUGCUUUGAUUUAGUUUCCCUGGAACUGUUUCCACAUGCUAACAUUUUAACAUUUGUGGCACAAAUCCCAUUCAAGUCAUUGGACCGAUAUUAAAGUUUUUCGCACAUCAUGUCUAAAUCAUCUGAAAGUAUCUCAAAUUGAUUGUGAAGCUCAACAAAGUCACUUAUAGUUGAUUUGAACAUGAUGCGUGAAAAAAUUAUAAUAUUGGUCAUUUUGUAAUUUGGGUGAACUAUACCUUUAUGUGGCAGGGCUGAAUUAGGCUGAAACACAAGUCUAAGAUUGUUGCUUUAAAUUAAUAGUUCACCUUUCUGUGUUCUCCUCUUACAUUGAAAAGUCACCACCUAUGUAUCUCCUCUUAAAGGGAUAGUUCCCCUACUCUAACCUCCAGUUAACCUCUCUCUUAUCUUAGAUGGAUCCUCCUGCAGAUCUGCCCCUAAGUCACACCAGUCCCAUUUGUCAAAGUGGUUAUUAUACAAUACUGUAUUAUGUGUCUGAGCCACGGCCCACAGGGCAGCCAGGUCAGAUUCUCUGUCAGAUAGGGAGGGAGACUGCUAUAGAG
Messenger RNA from Coregonus sp. 'balchen', 8939 nucleotides. Lineage: Eukaryota; Metazoa; Chordata; Actinopteri; Salmoniformes; Salmonidae. The record is from the annotation of a GenBank genome assembly.